Messenger RNA from Magnolia sinica, 1673 nucleotides. Its product is annotated as condensin-1 complex subunit CAP-D2-like. The record is from RefSeq and is a predicted model, not a curated record. Gene Ontology annotation, biological process: meiotic chromosome condensation; mitotic chromosome condensation. Gene Ontology annotation, cellular component: condensed chromosome, centromeric region. The coding region runs from base 778 to 1374 and encodes 198 amino acids. NCBI's taxonomy places the organism in Eukaryota, Viridiplantae, Streptophyta, Magnoliopsida, Magnoliales, Magnoliaceae. Gene Ontology annotation, molecular function: histone binding. The transcript is spliced from 2 exons.
CCCUCCUCCCUCUCUCACCGGUCUCCUCUCGCCCCAUGAAACCCUCGAUCUAUCUCCUAUCUAUAAUGGCGAUGAUGGUGAGAAGAUGAUGAUACGAUCUGCUCCGUUAGUCUGCAUUUUCAUGGCAGCCCAACCCCGGCAACAACCACCAGGUCAUCUCUCUCUCUCUCUGGUUGAAUGUCCUUUAAUCUCUUGUUCUUUGAUGUGCGAUUCAGGGAUUUCUAGGGCAGAUAGAUGUAUUUUGUCUCUAUUCUUUUGAUUUGAUCUAUUAAUUGACCUCUGGGAAAUCGAUUCUCCAUCUGUAUUCUCCACCAGGUCAUCUCUCCAUCUGUAUUCUCCAUCUAUUCUUGGGGUUUUGGAGAAGUUGGUUUCAAAGGCAUUUAAGGAUGUAGAUGGUGAUUCGAGUACCAGGUCCAUCCGAUCGCGCAGCAAGCAAGCUAUGCUGGACAUCUUGCUCGAGCGGUGUCGGGAUGUUUCAGCCUAUUCGAGGAGUAAGGUUCUUCAGGCGUGGGCAGAACUAUACGAAGAACAUGCUGUUUCAAUUGGUCUGUGGAACGAUGUUGCUUCGGUUGCUCCUGGGACAUUGGAGGAUAAGAGCGCAUUUGUGAGGAAAGCGGCAUUGAAUCUACUCAUCACGAUGUUGCAGCAUAACCCGUUUGGUCCACAACUUCGCAUUGCAUCAUUUGAAGCUCCCUUGGAGAAAUACAAGGAGAAACUGGAAGAGAUGGAACCCAAUGCACCUUCUGAGAGCGUUUUUGGACGGGAUACCUUCAGACAAUGAGACGUGUGAAGCAGAUGGAAAGGUUUAUCAGGCUGAAGUCAGAGCAGCAAGACAGUGUUACUGAUAGUCGUUUGCCUAGUGUGGAAGAUGGGGUCAACAAGGAUUCUUCCACGCUGGAUUUUGGGAACCUGGAGCAGACCAGGGACUUGGUUGCAUCACUUGAGACAUGUUUGAGGUUCUCAAAGUGCAUAUCCUCCACAAUGCCGACUCUGGUCCAACUGCUGUCUUCAUCUUCUGCCACUGAUGUUGAAAACACGAUUCUUUUGCUGAUGAGGUGCAGACAGUUCCAAAUUGAUGACUCUGAGGCCUCUCUCCGGAAAAUGUUGCCACUUGUAUUUUCGCAGGACAAGUCUAUCCAUGCAGCUGUUGAGGAUGCAUUCAUCACAAGUUAUUUGAUGAGAAACCCUACAGGAACUGCUGCAAAUCUAUCGAGCAUUGCUAUGGAAUCUAGUAUCGGCGAUCUAGUAGCUCUAGAAUUUAUAGUUGGUUCCUUGGUAUCUAAGGGGGAUAUUUCUACAAGCAAGGUAUGUUUAUUUGAUUGUCAUAAUUUCAGGUGCUGCUUCCAUCAAUAUGAUUCACUCACUUUGCUAUAGAAGUUAUGCAUUGGUGUUCUUUUGGCAUUCUUUGACAUGCAUAGUUAGACACUUAGACUAAGAACUAAGAGCGCUGAUUUUUGCACACUUAAGGGCCUGUUUUUUCCACCAAUUACCAUGGUAAUGUAAAGAAAAUGUGCAAUAAUUACAAAUUGCUUUACCUGCCUCCUAACAACAUCUGCAUUUGACCACUGAUUGCUGUGGUAAAUUGAAAUGUUGGCAUUUUUACAUUGCCUGAAUGUCAAAUCGCCACCAAAAUACACUGAUGUUGCUGUUUGGAUUCGAAAUUUUUAUACUAA